GUUCAGUUGAAAAGCGUUGAGGAUAACGAACUUUUCUUGUAAAUGGAAACAUGGCUGAUAAGAAAGAUGAAGAGAAGAAGGAAGACGAUGAGCGUGUCGAGUUUCUUUAUAAAUAUUUGGUGCUUUCAAGAAAGAUUAAACUCGAUAAAUGGAUAAAGAUGUUAACAAACGAGGAAUACAAGGAGACGGUUAUGAAAUUCUUCGGUACACCGUUGGAAAUGAUUCUAAUAAUCCAACUAAAUUCAGCCGGUAUGUUGGUGCCGUUUCUCGAGAUACCACCAACAGGUCGGGUAAAGACAUCGUAUUUUAUAAAAAAGUAUCCUGUCGAGAUCACGAAAGAAAAUUACAGGAACAUCAUCAUACCCGGCGACAUGGCUUCGAAACCUAUCGAAGAACUAUUCGUCUUGGUUGAAGAGGCUUAUGUACCGAUAUUAUCGAAUCCGAAGAAUCACAAGGACUGGCCUUGGGUUGUCGGUGAGGACAUGAAAAAGCACGUUUACGAUUUCCGCAACUUGAUAUGCCAGGUCAAAGGUAAGAUGAUAGGACAAACCUUACUACCAAUGCCAAUGGGUAUCGAGCAGAUAUUCGAGGCAGAAUGGAAAGCGCAGCAGAGUGGAGGUGUCGCAGUCGAUCUUCCUUUAAAAACCAAUAUAGAAAUUAUCGUGACAAAAUGGUGUUCGCAAAUCGGUGAUACGUUAAAUGAAGAAAGUCCAAAAAACGAUAAACAGUUACUACCAAGCGCGGAAAUUGAUUUCUGGUGUCAACGACUUGUAAACGUCGAAUCUAUUUACAGUCAAAUGAGGGAUCUACGAGUGAAAAAAAUGGCAUCUAUUCUAGAAUUAACCAAGAGCCCCUAUUCACCACGUUUCAAGGCUCUGUUGAAGGACGUUAUCGCUGCGGUAAUCGAAGCACGCGAUGUAUGCGCCUACUUAAAAGCAUUGGAACCUCAUUUCGAAGAAAUACAAAAUACCGAAUUCAAAGAUAUACAGCUAAAAUUGAAGCCACUGCUGCAUUGUAUAUGCCUGAUAUGGGCAAAUUCAAAAUACUAUUGCAUUCCAACGCGAAUAAUUACGCUAUUAUCUGAAAUAUCUAAUCUGCUAAUUACUGAGGCUACCAAAUAUUUGGAUCAGAGUACUUUAUUCACUGGCGAUAUCGAGGACAGUCUAAAACGAUUAAUGCAUGUGACAAACAUUUUGACUUAUUAUACGGAAAUGUUUGAAACGUUUCGAAGUAAAUUGGAUAAUUACUUUAAACACUCGACCGAAUCAAUUCCAUGGAAUUUUGAUGAUGAAUUGGUGCUUGGAAGAAUAACAAAUUUUCAAAAACGUUUGGGAGAAAUCAAAAUAUUAUUUGAAACGGCCCAGGAAUAUUUUAAACUAGAAAGAAUGGAAUUCGCGAGUUUAAGAAAGAAAAUGUUAUGUUCCAAGAUAUAUGACAUUCAUGAAAAAUUUGUUAAUAUCUACAAUGAAUUUGGUGAAUUAGAAUACGAUAUUUUGAUGCCAGAAGAAAUAAGAUUCACAGAUCAUGUUAUUUCUUUUUUAGCAAAAGUGGAAGACUUUGACAGACAGCUGGCAAAUAUAUUCGAUCAAGCAUUUUCUGAAUGCCAUAAUACUGAAAUCAUGUUUAAGAUAAUAUGGAUCCUAGGCUCGAUGGCCAACAGACCAAUCAUCAUGGCACAGUUAUGGCACAAUUACGAGAGAUUGCUUCAAAGAAUUCAUAACCAUUUUGAUGACAUUAAAGUCAUAUUUGAUAGUAUCUUCAAGGAUUACAAGGAGGACGAAUGGAUUGAAACCGAUCAGUAUUUCCCGCAUGUCGCUGGUGCGUUAUGUACGUUGACGCAGUUGCGACAACAGAUAGACUAUCCGAUGCAAUGUGCGAAAUUGGUAGACCAUCCUUUAAUAAAUCUCAGAAUAGCACAUGAAACUAAACCGAAGUACGAUCAAAUGCAGUCACUCAUGAACGCGAUGGAGUACAAAAUAUUCACGGACUGGACCAGCAAGAUAGUCGAUAUAAGCAACUUUCAUUUGUCGAAAAGCUUAUUAAUAGUACACGAGAACAAGUUACUCGAUCUAAACUUUGAUCCAGAACUGACUGCUCUACUGCGAGAAAUUCGCUUUAUGAUCACUAUGAAGAGGACAGACUUACCCGAAGAAGCAAUCCAAUUAUAUCACAGAAUGCAAUAUUUUUUUGAGAGUACCUAUAAUCUUAAUUUGCUCACACAAUGGUACAAUUGGAUAAGAAACUAUAGUUUGCCUGUAGAGUUUGAAUUAUUGAAGCACGAAAUUGAAAACGUGGACAAAUUAAUUCGCAUUGGCCAGGAAAAUUAUAAUUGGAAUUCUCCAGAAGUACCAGAGUAUAUAAAUAAUUUGCUGCGUCUAGUACGAAAGUUACAUUCGCGGAUCUUUUAUGCUCAAGAAAACAUGAACACGUUGUUGCGAAUGAUUUACGCGUGGGCGAUGUCGCCCAUAUUAGAGCGUAAGGAUUUUAAAGAUGAGAACUUGCUCGCUAUCGGUGAACGCGACGAGAAUUUCCAAAAGAGAUAUGACCAGAUCGAGCAAGCCAAUAGAGAACUAAAUCGAGUCUUGGAUGAAAAUUAUAAACUUUUCUUCGAUUUACUGCCCGAUUCAGUGUACGAGAAAGAUGAGAUUGAAUUGGAUGACAACGUGCGCAUAGAUGCAAGAAAACGAGAGUUUGAAGAACUUGGAGAAUUCGAAGAAAGAACAGAUACAGAGGAUUUGCAAACUUUACCGAGCAGACUGAGAAUUGAUGAGGAGAAGGAAAGAAUAAUUGCGCGCGAUGCUAUGGAAUAUGAAAAAGCCGGCAGGGAUGAACGAAUGAUGGCGGCAGCUGGAAUAACAUUAACAAGCGAGCAAAUCGCUCAGAAUAUGAGCAAAUGGAAGCCUUAUCUCGUUUACGUCGACAGUUUGAUAUCAAAAGCUUUGAUCCAAGCUGCUUCUACCAGCAUAUGUUACCUGCUCGAUGAAACCGAUCCGGAAAGUAACGUAUCACCUCUUUUCGAGAUUCAACUGUCGCUCGAGGUACCCCACAUCGUCUUUCAUCCUGCGGUAGAUCCGGAUAAUUCCGAGGGUUUUUAUACAUUUUACGAGAGUUUGCUGCUUGACAUUAUGAGAAUGGGAACUUUAAUACCACGCGUAGAUCCUGACAUCGCUACGGAACGGAAGCAUUACGGAGUUGAUUUAGCAGAAGAAGAAAAUAUCGUUUUCAUGCUCGAGGAAACGUGUAAUCGAAUCAAGCUAGGUUUGGUGCAGGCGCAAGAAUAUAUCGUUAUUUUUGAACCAUUUUCCUGGUUAUGGCUUGACGAUAGACAACAAUAUUUGAACUUGUUUUUACGUUUUGGCCGCGCACUUACGAACGAGGAAAAAAAUAUGAUAGCGCAAGAAAACUUGCCGGAACAUUUAAAAGAGAGAAAGCCAGGAUUAGCCGAUUUUAAAAGAGAAAUUGACUAUUUUAUGGAACUUUAUAAAAAAUGCGACGAGUUUGAGAAUGAAAAAGUUUUCUUGCGUUGGCUGCGGCUAGAUGUAAGAGCCUUGAAACAAGCUUUACUAAAUACAAUCUGCAAGUGGACUAAUUUAUUCAAGACACAUCUGACUGAUUAUGUCAACAACGAACUCAGAAAUCUUAGCGAAUUCUUGACGAACGCGUUAAAGAAAUUUACCCAGCCAAUCGCACCAGAUGAUUACGAGGACUUGUUAAACACUAUAUAUUAUUUAAAAGAGGUACGAGAUCGACAGUAUCAAAUUGACGAUAUGUGGGAGCCUAUAAAGGCGACUAUAGAUCUUCUUAAACAAUACCAAGUGAAAUUUGGCGACGAAACUUAUAACUGGCUGACAGAAUUACCGGAGCUAUGGGCAACGGUUAAAAAAUGGGCGGCGCAAGUGAAACAGCUUGUGAAUCCUUUGAUGGCACAUCAAAUCGAUUUAUUGAAGAAACGUCUCAAUUAUUAUGAUUUCAGGCAACAACAGUAUCUAGCGCACUUUCGCGAGAACAUCGUGUUUAGCUUCGAUUGUACGAAUGUAUAUGAGAAAUUGGACAAGAUAAAUGAAGAAAUUCUAAAGUUCGAAGAGGAACUAAAGGCAUUGCACGAUCAAGUGAACAUAUUUGAACAACAGAUGACAGAAUUUAAACAAAUCAAGUCUGCUAGAAGAGAAUUAAAACUUCUGAAGAAUCUUUGGGAUUAUGUCAAUAUCAUUACGUCGAGUUUAGACGAAUGGAAGACAACAUUUUGGAAAAAGAUAGAUGUCGAGGGAAUGGAACAAGAGUGUAAAAAAUUGAUUCGAGAGUUGAGACAAUUAGAUAAAGAAGCACGAGCUUGGGAUUUAUAUGCUCAUAUAGAAGCACAAGUGAGAAAUAUGAUAUCAUCACUACGAGCAGUUUCAGAAUUACAAAAUCCCGCCAUCAAGGACAGACAUUGGCAAGAACUUAUGGUUAAAACUCGGGUAAAAUUCACUAUGGAUGAUAAAACCACUUUGGAAGAUUUAUUAAAAUUAGAGCUUCACAAAUUUGAGGAGGAAGUUAAGAACAUGGUAGAUAAGGCAGUUAAAGAAAUGAGCAUGGAGAAAGUCUUCAAAGAGUUGCACAACAUAUGGGAUAUUCUUGAGUUCGGUAAAGAGACACAUGAACGCACUAAACUUAAUGUUUUAAAUAUAAGCGAAGAAGUAAUCGAGAUGUUGGAAGAGAAUCAGGUACAACUACAAAACAUGUUGGAUUCCAAAUAUGUUGCCUACUUCCUCGAUGAAGUGACAGAUUGGCAACAAAAGCUUAACAAUGCAGAUGUCACGAUCAAUGCCUGGUUUCGAGUUCAACGAGCUUGGAUGCACCUCGAGAGUAUUUUCAUUGGAUCGGAAGACAUAAGAAGUCAAUUGCCGGAAGAGUCGAAGCGUUUUGAAAAGAUAGACAAGGAUUUUAAAGAUUUGUUGAAAGAAAUGUUGAGCAAUCUGAACAUAAUAAAGUCAACGAAUAAACCGAAACUUUUGGAUCGGCUCGAGGAAUUGGAGAGACAAUUGAAUAUUUGCGAGAAAGCUCUGUCUGAUUAUCUAGAGACAAAAAGACUAGCUUACCCACGUUUUUACUUCAUCUCGUCAGCAGAUCUAUUGGACAUAUUAAGCAAUGGAAACAAUCCCGAAUUGGUAUGCAAGCAUUUGUCCAAAUUGUAUGACUCGCUGGCAAAGCUCCAGUGGAAAAUUGAAGAUGGAAAACCGACGAAACACGCUAACAGGAUGAUAGCAAAGGAUGGAGAGGAAAUGGCCAUCCAUGGAACGUGUGACUGCACGGGGAAGGUUGAGAUUUGGUUGAAUCGCGUCACAGAGGCAAUGACGAAAAGUGUCAGAUACCGUUUCAGUCAGGCUGUCGCAGCGUAUGAUGAGAAGCCUCGCGAACUUUGGAUUCUAGAUUACGAGGCACAGCCAGCUCUAUGCGGCACGCAAAUCUGGUGGACCACUGAAGUGAAUAUAGCAUUCGCGAGACUCGAAGAGGGAUUCGAGAACGCGCUCAAGGAUUACCAGAAAAAACAGAUCGGCCAACUGAACACUUUGAUUGCAAUCUUGCGCGGCGAGUUAAAUGAAAACGAUCGCCAGAAGAUCAUGACUAUCUGUACCAUCGAUGUGCAUGCGCGUGACGUUGUCGGAAAAUUAAUAUCUAUUAAAGCAGAGAGUUCUUCUAGCUUUGCAUGGCAGUCGCAAUUAAAACACAGGUGGGACGACAAAUCAGGAGAUUGCUUCGCCAACAUUUGCGACGCAUGUUUCAUAUACGCUUACGAGUACCUGGGUAACGUGCCACGACUGGUAAUUACGCCGUUGACGGACAGAUGCUACAUUACGUUGACGCAAUCGUUGCAUCUGAUAAUGGGCGGAGCACCGGCUGGGCCUGCAGGGACGGGGAAAACCGAGACGACCAAGGACCUCGGUAGAGCUCUUGGACAAAUGGUUUAUGUCUUCAACUGUUCCGAACAAAUGGAUUAUAAAUCGUGCGGUAACAUAUACAAGGGAUUGGCGCAAACUGGAGCGUGGGGUUGCUUCGACGAAUUCAAUAGGAUUUCUGUCGAGGUAUUGUCGGUCGUGGCUGUGCAAGUGAAAUGUGUUCUAGACGGAGUCAAAAACCGGAAAAAGAAGUUCUUAUUCUUUGGGGAAGAGCUUAAUAUCGUGGAUACAGUUGGCAUAUUCAUAACGAUGAAUCCUGGUUACGCCGGUAGAACAGAAUUACCCGAAAACUUGAAAACAUUAUUUCGGCCCUGCGCUAUGGUGGUGCCCGAUUUUGAACUAAUUUGUGAGAUUAUGUUAGUGGCCGAGGGCUUCCAAGAAGCGAGAUUACUGGCGAGGAAGUUUAUUACCCUAUACACGCUAUGUCGAGAGCUUUUAUCCAAGCAAGAUCACUACGACUGGGGUUUGAGAGCCAUCAAGUCCGUUUUAGUCGUCGCUGGAAAGCUGAAACGUGAUGAUAGGCAAAGGCCGGAGGAGCAAGUGCUAAUGAGAGCGCUAAGGGAUUUUAAUAUGCCAAAAGUCGUGACUGACGAUGUGCCUGUGUUCAUGGGAUUAAUAGGCGAUUUAUUUCCCGCAUUGGAUGUACCGCGAAAGAGAGAUUUAGAUUUCGAAAUAAUGAUUAAAGCUGCGGCUCUUGAUUUAAAGUUGCAACCAGAAGACGGGUUUAUUCUCAAGGUGGUACAAUUGGAAGAGUUGUUUCACGUUCGACAUUCAGUCUUUAUCGUUGGCCUCGCCGGGACCGGUAAGACCGAAGUCUGGAAAACGCUUAACCGAACGUACUCAAACCAAAAACGCAAACCGCACUACAACGAUCUGAACCCAAAGGCGGUGACCAACGACGAGUUAUUUGGUGUCAUUAAUCCGGCAACGAGGGAAUGGAAAGACGGGUUGUUCUCCAUGAUAAUGAGGGAGCAAGCCAACAUGGCCGGCGAUGAUCCAAAGUGGAUCGUAUUCGACGGUGACAUCGACCCGAUGUGGAUCGAAUCCCUGAAUACCGUGAUGGACGAUAAUAAGGUUCUAACAUUAGCGAGUAAUGAAAGAAUUGCGUUAACUAAACACAUGCGUCUUCUCUUUGAAAUUUCAAAUUUAAGGACAGCUACGCCUGCAACAGUGUCUAGAGCGGGAAUUUUAUAUAUCAAUCCACAAGAUUUAGGUUGGAGCCCAUUUGUCACAAGUUGGACAGAAACGAGAGAUCAUUCGGAACGAGCUAAUUUGUCGAUUCUCUUCGAGAAAUACAUUCCACCGCUACUGGAAGUAACAAAAUCGAAAUUCAAGAAGAUCACUCCUUUACCAGAAAUAUGUCAUUUACAAAUGCUUUGUCACUUACUCGAUUGCUUUCUAACUAAAGAAAACGUGCCAUCGGACUGCCCAAAGGAAUGGUAUGAAUUAUAUUUCGCGUUCGCCUGCAUUUGGGCGUUUGGUUCAGCAAUGUUUCGAGAUCAGUUGAUUGAUUGGCGGAACGAAUUUAGCAAAUGGUGGCAAAAUGAAUUCAGAACUAUCAAGUUUCCAUCAAGCGGAACUAUAUUUAGUUACUUUAUAGAACCAGAAACGAAAAAAUUAAUACCUUGGACAGAAAAAGUCGUCUCGUUUGAAUUGGAUUCGGAUAUUCCGCUUCAGUCCGCUUUGGUGCCAACUGGAGAAACAGUACGUUUGCGUUUUUUCAUGGAUUUGUUGAUAAAGAAGCGUGUUCCGAUCAUGUUAGUGGGUGGAGCGGGCUCCGGAAAAAGCGUCAUUAUGGCCGACAAAUUGGCGACUUUGUCAGAUAAUUAUAACGUAGCAAAUGUUCCCUUUAAUUUCUACACUACAUCAGAUAUGUUGCAAAAAGUACUCGAGAAACAUUUGGAGAAGAAAGCAGGACGUAAUUACGGUCCACCGGGCACAAAACUCUUGGUGUAUUUCAUAGACGACAUGAAUAUGCCGGAAGUGGACACUUAUGGAACUGUACAACCUCAUACUCUGCUUAGACAGCAUAUGGAUUACAAUCACUGGUAUGAUAGAACAAAAUUAACUUUGAAGGAGGUUCACAAUACGCAGUAUGUAUCUUGCAUGAAUCCUACUGCAGGCAGUUUUGUCAUAGAUCCACGCUUACAAAGACACUUUGCUGUGUUCGCAGUUAGUUUUCCACAAAAAGAGGCGCUCGUGAUGAUAUACAGUCAGAUCCUUAAACAGCAUGUGAUCGAUCCACAGCAAAAGUUUAAUCCAGCAGUACAAAAAUUCAUAGAUCCUUUGAUAGACGCCGCAUUAUAUCUCCAUGAUAAAAUCGCCACGACUUUUCUACCGACGGUCAUCAAGUUCCAUUAUGUUUUCAAUUUACGCGAUUUAACCAAUAUAUUCCAGGGGAUGCUCUUUGCCCGUGGCGACGUUUUACCACUUCCGAGUCACGUAAUCAGGCUUUACGCUCAUGAAGCGAUGCGAGUGUAUCGUGACAAAUUGGUAAACCUCGAAGACCAGAAAGUAUUCGAUGAACUGCUGCUCAAUGCGCUUCGCAAAAAUAUACCCGAGUUGGACGAAAAUGAAAUUAGUUUUGAGCAGCCGUUAAUAUACUGCCAUUUCGCAGAAGGAAUUGGCGAACCUAAAUACGCGCCUGUCAAAAAUUGGACGCAGCUUGUAAAAUUACUCGACGGUGCUUUACUCAAUUAUAAUGAACUGGUGUCCGCGAUGAAUCUAGUAUUAUUCGAAGAUGCUAUAUAUCACGUGUGUCGCAUCAACAGAAUUUUAGAGGCACCGAGGGGCAAUGCACUUCUAGUGGGUGUAGGUGGUAGCGGCAAACAAUCUUUAUCGCGUUUGGCUUCUUUCGUUUCCUCGUUGGAGGUAUUUCAAAUACAAUUACGUAAAGAUUACUCCUUAAACGAACUGAAAGCUGACUUAGCCGUGUUGUACCUAAAGGCCGGCGUGAAGGGUAUUGGUAUUACUUUUUUAAUGAGUGAUUCUCAAAUUGCGGAAGAAAAAUUCUUAGUUGUGGUGAACGAUAUGUUAGCGACGGGGGAAAUCAUGGAACUAUUUACUGAUGAUGAAGUGGACAAUAUCAUUAACGCAGUGCGCAAUGAGGUUAAGCAAACCGGAUUAAUUGACACCAAAGAGAAUUGUUGGAAAUUUUUUAUCGAUCGCGUACGAAGGCAAUUGAAGUGUGUUCUGUGCUUCUCACCGGUAGGAGCAACCCUUCGGAAAAGGGCUAGGCAAUUCCCUGCAAUAGUAAAUUGCACCGCGAUCGACUGGUUUCAAGACUGGCCGCAGAAAGCAUUAGAAUCCGUGUCGACAACGUUUCUGGAGGAAUUAAAAGAAUUACCGGCCGAAUACCGAACUUCCGUGUCGCUCUUCAUGUCUUUCGUUCAUACGAGCGUUAACGAUGUGUCUGCGAUAUAUUUACAAAAUGAAAGAAGAUACAACUAUACGACACCCAAGUCCUUCCUUGAGCAAAUUUCUUUAUAUUCCAAGUUGUUAACAGAAAAAUCACAUGACCUGGAAGCAAUGAUUUCGCGUCUUACCGAUGGAUUGGUGAAACUCGAAUCUUGCGCGAUUCAGGCCGACAAAUUAAAGAUCAUUCUGACGGCUCAAGAGAUCGAGUUGAAGAAAAAGAAUGAGAUCGCUGAUAAGAUAUUGGUCGAAGUACGCGCGGAAAAUGUAAAAGCGGAGGCAGAAAAAGCUAUCGUAACCGAGGAAGAGGCAAAAGUGGCGGAAAUCAAGGAGGUAGUAUCAGAAAAUCAAAAACGUUGCGAUGAAGACUUGGCCCGUGCGGAGCCAGCGGUGAGACAGGCCGAAGCUGCGCUCGAUACUUUGAACAAGAAUAACUUGACCGAACUGAAAUCAUUCGGAUCUCCGCCGGAUGCCGUGCUUAUGGUUGCUCAGGCUGUGCUCGUUUUAUUUUCGCCAAAAGGAAAAAUUCCAAGAGAUAGAACUUGGAAGGUCUGCAGAGUGAUAAUGGGAUCUAUUGAUGGAUUUUUGUCAGAGUUACGUAAUUAUGAUAAAGAGAAUAUACACCCGGAAGUUGUAAAGGCGAUUCAACCGUACAUCAAUGAUAAAGAUUUCGAUCCGAAUGUUGUAUAUUCAAAAUCGCAAGCGGCAGCGGGACUUUGUAGCUGGGUGAAAAAUAUCAUGGUGUUUCAUUAUAUCAACGAGAAUGUAAAACCUUUGAGAGUAGCGCUUGCUCAGGCAAACGCCGAAUUGAGGAUUGCUAUGGAAAAGUUGAAUUCUUUGAGGAGUCGAUUAGCGGAGCUUCAAAAAGUAUUGGAUGUUUUGAGUGAAAAAAUGAGUGUGGCUUUAGCUGAAAAACAAAAGUGUCAAGACGAAGCAGAUGCGACUGCGUUCAUCAUAGAUCUAGCAAAUCGACUGAUAAACGGUCUAGCAUCUGAGAAUAUUCGUUGGGCCGAAACUGUACAACUAUUAAAGGAAUCCGGAGUUACUCUACCGGGCAACGUAUUGCUUGUCACGGCAUUCAUUUCUUACAUGGGAUGUUUUACGAAGAAAUAUAGAAUAGAUCUUAUGAAUUUAUAUUGGUUGCCGUUUCUCAAUAAUUUGCAAAUGCCAAUAUCAUAUACGCCAGGUCUGGAUCCAUUGUCUUUAAUGACUGAUGAUGCAAAAAUUGCCCAAUGGAAUAACGAAGGUUUACCUACAGACAGAAUGUCUUCGGAAAAUGCCACGAUACUUACAAAUUCAUCCAGGUGGCCUUUAAUGAUUGAUCCGCAGUUACAAGGAAUCAAAUGGAUCAAAAACAAAUACGGAGACGAGUUGAUAGUGCUACGUUUAACUCAAAAGAAUUAUCUUGACCAAAUUGAACACGCUAUCGCUAAUGGAGAGAUAGUACUGCUAGAAAGUAUCACGGAAACUGUCGAUGCCGUUUUAGAUCCAAUCGUAGGUCGGGUUUUAAUAAAGAAAGGAAGGGCUAUCAAGGUGGGAGACAAAGAGGUGGAUUAUGACCCACGCUUUCGUCUGAUCUUACAAACAAAACUGGCGAAUCCUCACUAUAAGCCAGAGAUGCAAGCACAGACUACUCUCAUCAAUUUUACGGUUACGAAAGACGGUUUGGAAGAGCAGCUAUUAGGUGCCGUCGUGAAAGCGGAGCGUCCGGAUUUGGAGUCGAGCAAAGCCGAGCUCACGACUCAACAGAACACCUUUAAGAUCACGCUAAAAGUAUUGGAAGACGAUCUGUUGCAUAGAUUGGCGACGGCGGGUCCCGACAUCUUGAGUGACGUCGCUCUUGUGGAAAAUCUCGAAACUACGAAGAAGACUGCGAGUGAGAUCGAGGCAAAGGCAAUCGAGGCGAAGAUGACUGCCGCAAAGAUAGACGAGGCGCGAGAGUCCUACCGACCAGUGGCUUCCAGAGCCAGUCUCCUCUACUUCAUCCUUAACGAUCUCAACAAGAUCAACAUGCUGUAUCAGUUUUCUCUCAAGGCAUUCAACACGGUCUUUCAAAACGCUAUUAAAUUUACGGAGCCGGCGGAUGCCCUCACUAAACGCGUCGCCAAUUUAAUCGACAGCGUCACGUAUUUGGUUUUUACAUAUACCAGCAGAGGACUGUUCGAGAGCGACAAGCUCAUAUUUUUGUGCCAGCUAACUCUUCAGAUUCUAAUGCAAGUAAAAGAGAUAGAUCCAUUCGAAGUGGAUUUUCUGUUGCGAUUCCCUUAUUUACCUGAUCUCACGAGCCCGGUGGAUUUUCUGAGCAACGUUGGUUGGGGUGGUAUCAAGUAUCUGAGCGAAAUGGAAAAUUUUCGCAAUUUAGACCGCGAUAUAGAUGGAGCAGCAAAGAGGUGGAAAAAAUUCGUCGAAUCGGAAACACCUGAGAGAGAAAAGUUCCCUCAGGAAUGGAAAAAUAAAACAUUCUUUCAGAGACUUUGUAUAAUGAGAUGCGUGAGACUAGAUCGAAUGGUUUACGCUAUACGGUACUUCGUGGAAGAAAAACUGGGAGCUAAAUUCAUACAGUUUCGAAUGCAACCUUUUGAAAAAUCGUACGAAGAAACGAGUGCGAACACGCCGGUAUUCUUUAUUUUAUCUCCAGGAGUCGAUCCUCUAAAAGAUGUUGAAAAACUCGGUAAACAGCUCGGCUUUACAUUCGACGCGCAAAAUUUCCACAAUAUAUCAUUAGGACAAGGUCAGGAACCUAUCGCAGAAGAAAUGAUAGAAAUCUCAGCGCGCAAGGGUCAUUGGGUUAUACUUCAAAACGUUCAUCUAGUAAAGAAGUGGUUGCCAAAUCUGGAAAAGAAGAUAGAACAACUCUCGGAAGAGUCACACGAAAAUUAUCGGCUUUAUAUUAGUGCAGAACCAAACCAAGAUCCUCACACGUCAAUAAUACCACAAGGUAUACUAGAAUCGGCCAUAAAAAUCACCAACGAACCGCCAACGGGUAUGCGCGCCAACAUUCACAAAGCCUUGGACAACUUUAGCCAGGACACAUUGGAAUCUUGCGGCAAGGAGACCGAGUUCAAAGCUAUUCUUUUCACCCUGUGUUAUUAUCACGCUGCUGUGGCAGAGCGUAGAAAAUUUGGGGCACAAGGAUGGAAUAGGUUGUAUCCCUUCAAUGUCGGUGACUUGACCAUCAGUGCAUCGGUAUUGUUGACUUAUCUCGAGAGUAAUACUAAAGUACCUUGGGAAAAUUUACGCUAUUUAUUUGGCGAAAUAAUGUAUGGCGGUCAUAUAACCGACGACUGGGACAGAAGAUUGUGCCGAACAUAUCUCUUAGAGUACCUGCAACCAGAGUUGAUUGAAAAUGAAUUGUAUUUGGCUCCGGGUUUUCUGGUGCCACCCAGUACCGAUUACACCGGCUAUCAUCGAUAUGUAGAAGAUUAUUUACCGCCGGAAAGUCCCAUCCUAUACGGACUGCACCCGAACGCGGAGAUUGGGUUUCUCACAAAUACAGCAGAAAACUUGUUUAAAACAAUCUGGGGGAUGCAACCACGGGACAGUAUCGACACUGCAGUCGGAGUGUUAUCGAAAGAGGACAAGGUGAAAGUUAUAAUAGAGGAUAUACUGGACAAACUUCCCGAAGAUUUUAAUAUAUCAGACUUGAUGAGCAAGGCGGAAGACCAAACUCCUUUCGUUAUAGUCGCUCUCCAAGAAUGCGAACAUAUGAACGUGCUGUGCAAGGAACUGAAAAGAUCUCUGGGAGAAUUAGAUCUCGGCUUGAAGGGCGAGCUCACGAUUAGCGCGGAUAUGGAAGAUUUGCAAAAUUAUUUGUUCAUGGAGUCUGUGCCACCAUCUUGGACCAAACGCGCCUAUCCCUCCACUCUCGGAUUAUCGAGUUGGUUCGCGGACAUGCUCAAUCGAAUAACCGAGCUAUCGAAUUGGACGAUAGAUUUUAACUUGCCGUCGUCGAUCUGGCUGGGUGGUUUUUUCAAUCCGCAGUCCUUACUCACCGCCAUCAUGCAGCAAACCGCUCGUAAAAACGAGUGGCCCCUGGACAAAAUGUGUCUGCAUUGCGACGUAACCAGAAAGCAGAAGGAGGAAUUUACGAUGCCACCGCGCGAGGGUGCCUAUGUCAACGGUCUGUACAUGGAGGGUGCGCGAUGGGAGGUCGCGAGCGGUAUCAUCGCGGAUUCGCGAUUGAAGGAGCUAUUCUGUCCGAUGCCGGUCGUGUUCGUAAAGGCGAUUACGCAGGACAAGCAAGAGACGAAGAACGUGUACGAAUGCCCGGUCUAUAGAACCAGAACGCGCGGUCCUACAUACGUCUGGACGUUCAAUUUGAAGACCCGUGACAAGCCGACUAAGUGGACUUUGGCCGGCGUCGCGAUUCUCCUGCAGAUUUAA
Cyphomyrmex costatus is the source of this 13733-nucleotide messenger RNA. RefSeq names its product dynein heavy chain 9, axonemal. Bases 51 to 13733 code for a protein of 4560 amino acids. Gene Ontology annotation, molecular function: minus-end-directed microtubule motor activity; ATP binding; dynein light intermediate chain binding. Lineage: Eukaryota; Metazoa; Arthropoda; Insecta; Hymenoptera; Formicidae. The record is from RefSeq and is a predicted model, not a curated record. Gene Ontology annotation, cellular component: dynein complex. Gene Ontology annotation, biological process: microtubule-based movement. The transcript is spliced from 65 exons.